This is a messenger RNA of Acanthosepion pharaonis, 726 nucleotides long. The record is from the annotation of a GenBank genome assembly. NCBI's taxonomy places the organism in Eukaryota, Metazoa, Mollusca, Cephalopoda, Sepiida, Sepiidae.
AUGCCAGCUAACCAGCUUUGUCCGUUCGUCCUUCUCUCCCUCUCUGUUUGUCCAUUUGUCUGUAUGCCUCUCCUCUCUGCUGGACUCAUUUUUAUCCACUUGCUGAUAAACAGUUACUCUGCCAUCCAUGAGAAACGACGUGGUGUGGCUAUAAAAUCUACUACACAAGUACUAACCAGAUUGUUUUACUACUGCUUUGUUACAUCUCUUUCUUUGUUUUUGUUUUUCUGUUUUUUUCUCUUUGUUUUUUCACUUUUUUUAGUUGUUCUCUUUCUGUUUUUUUUUUCUCUUUCUCCUGUUCUUCUCUUUCUCCUGUUCUUCUCUUUCUCCUGUUCUUCUCUUUCUCCUGUUCUUCUCUUUCUCCUGUUCUUCUCUUUCUCCUGUUCUUCUCUUUCUCCUGUUCUUCUCUUUCUCCUGUUCUUCUCUUUCUCCUGUUCUUCUCUUUCUCCUGUUCUUCUCUUUCUCCUGUUCUUCUCUUUCUCCUGUUCUUCUGUUCUUCUUUUCUCCUGUUCUUCUUUUUCUCCUGUUUUUUUUUUUUCUUUUUUUUUUUUUCUUUUCUCCUGUUUUUUUUUUUUUUUUUUUUCUUUUUUUUUUUUUUUUUUUUCUGUUUUUUUUUUUUUUUUUCUGUUUUUUCUCUUUCUCCUGUUUUUUCUCUUUCGUUUUCUUUCUACAUUUUUUCUUUAUUUUUGUUUUCCAUCUAUUCUUUUUUUUUUUUUUUUACUAUGA